AUGCCAUCGAGACCCAACGGAGGUUGCUUCGGCCCGCGAGAGCCAAUCAUGCGUGAUCGACACCCGCAGCGUCACGUGGACCCAGCUAUCGCUAUCGGCGAACUUUUUUUCGUAUCGCCUUUUUUUCCCUUUGGUUCAGCUUCUGCGCUUCAAGCUGGUCUUUUUUUCUCUCAGCCCUUCGCCAUGAAGCUCUCCAAUCAGUCGGAGGUCCCCGUCUAUACCAUCUCCGGCUCCAACACCGCGCGCCCUCUGCCGGAGUGGCUUGCGCGUCGGAGAAAGCGCAGCUUGAAAAAUGAUCCGGAGUAUGCGAACCGCAUCGAACUACUUCAGGACUUUGAGUUCGAAGAAGCAAGUCAAUGCGUCCGUGUCAGUGAAGAUGGCGAAUGGGUCAUGAGCACAGGAACAUACAAGCCCCAGAUUCAUACCCACUAUCUGCCGCAACUUUCCCUUUCAUGGGCUCGCCAUACAGUAGCCCUGAACACCACUUUCCUUCUGUUGUCCUCUGAUUACUCCAAAUCUCUUCACCUGCAGUCCGACCGAUCGCUCGAAUUCCACACCCCGCAAGGCUGCCACUACACUACGAGACUUCCCAGAUACGGCCGUGACUUGGUGUACGAUCGGCAAUCAACCGAAGCCUUGGUUCCCUCAGUCGGUGUUAACUCGGAUGGCAUGGGAGAGGUUUUCCGCCUGAACCUCGAACUUGGUCGGUACAUGCGCAGUUUCGAAGUCGAUGUUGGUGGAGACGAUUUCACCUCUAGCGGUGGUGGUACCUUACAGGGUGGUAUCAACACCGGCGCGGUCAACACCGGUGCGAUUGCCGAGGAAAGUCACAACCUUCUUGCAUUCGGUACUACAUUGGGUACGGUAGAGCUUUGGGAUCCCAGAGCAAAGGGCAGAGCCGGAAUCUUGCUGCCACCCACUCAGUCUGGCCCUGAUGAGCCCCGGCACGAGAUCACGGCCUUGGAAUUCCACCGUUCUGGCCUGACCCUCGGAACCGGUUCUUCGAACGGUCUCAUUCACCUCUACGAUCUUCGGUCCCCCGUACCACUACUCAAGAAGGACCAGGGAUACGGCUUCCCUAUCCACACAUUGAAGUUCCUACAGCCAUCAACACACACCCGCGAACAGACUCUGGACCCGAAGAUCAUGUCCGCAGAUAAGAAGAUCAUCAAGAUCUGGGACCCCCGUGAUGGAAAGCCCUGGACAUCCGUUGAACCGGCCGUCGACAUCAACUCGGUCGCAUGGUGCAAGGAUAGCGGUAUGCUCUUAACUGCUAACGAAGGUCGCCAACAGCACUCGUUCUUCAUCCCGCAACUGGGUCCCGCUCCCAGAUGGUGUUCGUUCCUGGACAACCUCGUUGAGGAGAUGGCUGAAGACCCCAACGAUCCUAACGCUUUCAGCAGCGGCCAGACCGGCGCUGUUUACGACAACUUCAAGUUCUUGACUGUUCCUCAGCUGAAGACCCUGAACCUGGACCACCUGAUCGGCCGAACCAGCCUCCUCCGCCCCUACAUGCACGGUUACUUUGUGGCGCAGCAGCUAUACGAAGAAGCCCGCCUCAUCACCAACCCAUACAUCUGGGAAGAAGAACGUGCCAAGCGUGUUAAGGAGAAGAUCGACAAAGAGCGUGAGAGCCGUAUCCGCGGCAAGAAGAAGGCCGCUGUCAAGGUCAACAAGAAACUGGCCGAGAAGCUCCUUACCAUGGAAGAGAAGAAUGAGCGUCGCAGGGCCCAGCGCGUCCUACAAAAGGGUGGAGAUGACGACAUGGUCGACGCCCCUGCAACAGCCGCAGCAGAAGCAGCACCCACCGAAGAGCCCGGCAAGAACCUCCUGGGCGACAGCCGUUUCGCCAAACUGUUCGAAGACGAAGACUUCGCCAUCGACGAGAACUCUCACGAAUUCAGGCUCCUCAACCCCAGCACAUCCGUCGACCAGCCCCCGAGAAAAGAGCGCGGCCUCACCGCCGCCGAGCAGGAAGCGAUUGACGACGUCCCCGGCUCCAGCUCCGACGACUCCGAGUCUGAAAGCGAGCCCGAAAGAUUCACCAAGCCAGCAACCUCCGGCAAGAUCUCCACGGCCUCCUACAAGCGCACUAACGGCCGCCAACCCCGUAUGGAAGUCACUUCUUCGUCCGGCGUCGGCGCUACUCGCGAUCGUUCGUUCGCUGCCCGCGCCCAGAAUAUGCAGUCUCGCCAGAAACCCACCCGUCGCAGAGGUGUCGUCGGUGAGAGAGAAGUCACCUUCCAGCCUGCAGGCAAGUCCCGGCAGCAGCAGAACAAGGCCCCGGCUCCUGCUGCUCCCACAAACAACACCAGCUUCAAGGCUAAGGAGCGCCGAAGCGCCUCGGGUAACACUUUCCGGAAGAUGUGA
This is a messenger RNA of Aspergillus luchuensis, 2370 nucleotides long. RefSeq names its product WD repeat NOL10/ENP2 family protein. Lineage: Eukaryota; Fungi; Ascomycota; Eurotiomycetes; Eurotiales; Aspergillaceae. Gene Ontology annotation, cellular component: nucleus; nucleolus; 90S preribosome. The coding region runs from base 1 to 2370 and encodes 789 amino acids. The record is from RefSeq and is a predicted model, not a curated record. The transcript is spliced from 2 exons. Gene Ontology annotation, molecular function: protein binding. Gene Ontology annotation, biological process: maturation of SSU-rRNA from tricistronic rRNA transcript (SSU-rRNA, 5.8S rRNA, LSU-rRNA).